GAGUUGUGUUUGUUGGACUCGCCAGACGUGGAGAGAAAGACGUCAUGUAGUGUAAAAAUAAGUCUGACGUCUUGGAGCUGAAUGCCACUUAAAAUGAUGGAAUGGCUACACUGCAAUAAGGACAAAUCCACCAGCUCUGCAGUCAUAGACAGAGUGAGGGAUGGAGCAAAAAAAGAGAGGGAGAGAGACAGACAUGAAGGGAAUUAACACCCAUGGAAAGUAUGCUGCAGGGAGCUCUUGAUAACACAGCUGCCUCUUUGCACAGCUCAGCUGAUUUAGAUUUUCCAUCCAGCUCCACAUGAAGGGGAGGGCGGGGUAGGACAAAGAGUGAGUUUGUGUAUGAGUGAAAGAAAAUUGUGUGAUAGAUCAUGGUUUUCCAGUCCUGCUUGUCCAGUAGGAAUGCGUGAGAGCAGCAUUGAGACUGGCAGAAUUGGGUUUAAUGCUGUAUGGAAGGCAAUGGCACAUAUUUUCCAUUGCCAGGCCUCAUACUCUCGGUCUGAUUACAGAUUAGUCAGCACAGACAGCAGUCUGGGUGGAGAGUGGUCAGGGUAGGUGGGGCCUGCAGCCUCAGUCUUUUCCUGAAUGGGCGGGGCCUGUUGCUGUGGCGCUGGGGGAAGGCUCUUAUAUAAAAAGCAGAGGGCAGGCUAGUCUGCGCUGACUGAGCCUUGCAUACGUUAAGCCAGUGGUGCAGCAGCUCAGCACCUUCCAGAAGAUUCUCUACAGACCUAAUCGCAUUGCUUUGAUGUAAGAGUACCUCUGUAAUACCAUAUUUUUUCAAAUCUCUUUUUCUUUCAAUCAAAGCAAAACCAAAGCUGGUUUUGAUGCAUUGCUCAUUUUGGCUGUAACCUAUUUCCGGUAUUGAACUCUUUGACGUUUCUCGGGCGCAGCCUUGACUUCGACAGAGGUGGUGUGAAAAGGAAGAAAGGGGGGAAACAGCUGCAGGCACCCAGCAGGGGAGGAACAGGAUUUAUUUCUGACACAAGACUUCAUUUUUAUUGCCCUCACGCUGGGGAAGGCAAAACAGACCCCUCUUCUCCACCCCUCCUGCCCUCUACGAUCACUCACUCCUCAAGUCCUCCGGAGGAUCCAGCGAGCAUCCAUCAUGCAUUUGAAAACCAUGAAGUGCAACCGUUUUUGCCUUAUCGCCUCCUUGGAGGACCAGGAUAUGUUUAACAGACCUGAGGCCAGGGCUAGUUUUGAGGAGCUCUUCCGUGCCUUUGACAGUGAGGCUACUUUCCAGUUUUUCAAGAGCUUCAGGCGGGUCAGAAUUAACUUCACUAAUGCUCUCGCUGCUGCAGAGGCAAGAGCAAAACUCCACAAGAGUGACUUCAACGGCAGAGAAGUGCGACUUUUCUUUGCCCAGUCUGUACAUAUAGGAAGUCCACGCCUGGAGCCUCCCAAACCGGAUAAGCAGUUCCUCCUCUCUCCACCUCCUUCUCCACCUGUGGGCUGGGAACAGGCCCAGGAUGCCACACCUGUCAUCAAUUAUGACCUCCUUUGUGCCAUCGCAAGACUCGGUCCAGGUGAGAAGUAUGAGCUCCACUCUGGAACCCCCACUACUCCCAGCGUAGUGGUGCACGUAUGCGAGAGUGACCAGGACAGCUCUGGUGCCGAAGAUGACAUGGAGGGCUUCAGACGCCCACGUCCCAAAAUCGUCCAGACCCGGCGUCCCGAUUACAUCCCUGCCAUCACACAGUGAGCCUAAAAAGUGUCUCACUGUGCCGUUGUCUUUGCUUUACCAUCUCGGGGGCUGAUAGGAGGCCAGCCUUGGCAUGCAGUCAGUCUGUCCCCUCUAGAGGAGGCCUUGAGUCUGAGCCCAGCCCCGUGGAGAAAGAAAUACUGUACAUGUCCACUGUCUUGCAGGGGAAGGGGUUUCAUUGCAUGCAUUUGUUGAUAAAGUGGCUCUUUUCUCCACACUUAAAGGUCAGGGGGUUUUCAGGAAUGCGAAUUCCAUUGGUGUCUAUGACUAUGGAGAAGAAAAGUCUCCAGUAGUGAGUUUAUUUAUUUCCUUUAUCUUGGGAAGCAUGCUUUAUCCCAGUACGAAGGUGUGGAAUUUGUAUGAUGAAAUCUAUUAUGGACUUUCCGUUUUUUUCUUUAAUCGGCAGUUCAGUACAGUUUUACGCGUGGUUGUUUUAUUAAUGUUUCCAUCAGCUGAAACAGGAGGCAAUAAUAUUCCUAUGCCUUUGUAGGAAUAUUGAUUAAUAUUAGGAUUUGGAAGGUUGCGGUUAUGGGCAAUACAUUUUUUUUAUAUGCUGGUUGUAAAGAUUGCUUCAUUUGUUAACUAUUAAUCCCUGAAUGAAUGACUGAGGAUCUGAAGAUUUGGAUCUUUUUUAGAAAUUGUACUUUCUCUAAAAAAUAAAAAAUAAUAAGUUGUUUGUUAAAUAAGCAAAUUUGCCAUAACUAUAAAUCUAAUUUAAUUAUGUAAGUAUUUUUGGUCAGUAAAAAUGACAUCUUGGCCCAAUAUUAUCCUGAUUGUAAGUUUGUAUGGAUAUACUUUCUUUCUCAUGUCUGAAAUUUGCAAUUUUACAUUUAUGUAAUUCAGGACCACAACACUGUAAAGCAAUCAGAUUGAGAAUGAGGGAAGACUGUUAUGCUCUUUACCAGAAUUUGCACAAGUUACAUUUGUUACAUGGUAAAAGUGAGCUUAGCAAUGUCUGUCCAAUGCCUUUUCAUGUUGUAUAGUUACCUCAUUGUAAUGUCUUAAUUGUCUGACUACUCAUAAAUUUGUAAAAGAAAAACUUGCUUGGUUUCAACAGCGUUGUUGACUUGGAUGUAUGUACUAAAACGUCUACAUAAACAAUCAUAACCAAAAUAAUAAAACAGGAACUUACACGGUAA
This is a messenger RNA of Colossoma macropomum (tambaqui), 2838 nucleotides long. It is a transcript of the gene rcan1a, whose product is annotated as regulator of calcineurin 1a. Bases 1103 to 1699 code for a protein of 198 amino acids. Gene Ontology annotation, cellular component: nucleus; cytoplasm. The record is from RefSeq and is a predicted model, not a curated record. Gene Ontology annotation, molecular function: calcium-dependent protein serine/threonine phosphatase regulator activity; nucleic acid binding. Gene Ontology annotation, biological process: calcium-mediated signaling. Lineage: Eukaryota; Metazoa; Chordata; Actinopteri; Characiformes; Serrasalmidae. The transcript has 4 exons.